This is a messenger RNA of Lathyrus sativus (Indian pea), 558 nucleotides long. The record is from the annotation of a GenBank genome assembly. Lineage: Eukaryota; Viridiplantae; Streptophyta; Magnoliopsida; Fabales; Fabaceae.
AUGGAGCAACCUCGGUUAUUAUCUAAGAUAGCCACAGGCAAUGGACAUGGUGAAAAUUCUCCCUAUUUUGAUGGAUGGAAAGCUUAUGAAAAUGAUCCUUUUCAUCCCACAAAUAAUCCUAAUGGAGUUAUCCAAAUGGGUCUUGCAGAAAAUCAGCUUGCUUCUGACUUGGUUGAAAAUUGGAUAACAAGUAAUCCAGAGGCUUCAAUUUGCACUCUUGAAGGAGUAACUCAAUUCAAAGCCAUGGCUAAUUUUCAGGAUUAUCAUGGUUUGCCACAAUUUAGACAAGCUGUGGCUAAAUUGAUGGAAAGAACAAGAGGGAAUAGAGUUUCUUUCGAUCCGGACCGCAUUGUUAUGAGCGGCGGAGCAACCGGAGCACAUGAGGUUAUAGCCUUUUGUUUGGCGGAUCCCGGCGAUGCAUUUUUGGUGCCAACCCCUUAUUAUGCAGGUUUUGAUAGGGAUUUGAAGUGGAGAACCGGAGUUCAACUUGUUCCAGUCAUUUGUAAAAGCUCUAAUAAUUUCAAGCUCACAAAAAAAAGCCUUAGAAUAUGCGUUUGA